AUGCCGAGUGGAGAAUUGAAUGAUGCUGCUUUGGCUGCUAUAAAGGAGAAGAUAGGUCAAGAUACCAUUGAACAGAAUUUCAAUAUUUCAUCACAGGAUUUCCAGAUCCUAGCAACGAUCAGGUACGACCCUCAUUUCACACAUGUAUUUGAACCCGAUGGCAACGAUUCUGUUGAAUAUGAUCACUGUUUAUCUCAGCUUGACCCUCAAUUGACUAGUCUUAUGGAUAGUUCUAGUUUCUUGCAGAGUGAUGACAGUGGAAGUUUAGGGAAUGGGCUGUUGGAUUAUCUUGACAGUUCAAGCGUGAAUUCUAGUCCGAUUUCAGAGGGGUUUGAGUUCAACGCUAGUAGUGCUAUCCAAAGAGAUCCCGUUUUCCAAUCGUUGUAUGGUACCAAUUACUCACACACUCAACAGGGAGAAGCGACCGUCGAUGAUGUUGAUAUAUGGAGCAUAUAUUAUGACAGAUUUUUCUUGUUGGGAGAACACUAUAAGAGGUUGAAAUUGGCUUUGGCAUUUUUCCAAUGGAAACUAGCACUCACUCCCAGGAUGCUCUUGACCCAAUUGAUUCAUUCUUUACCGAUUCAAGAGUCUUUGUCCAUUGAGGAUAAGAUGAAAGCACUUUUGUCGGCAAGUACUCCAUAUAAGAUGAGGGUCCUGGUGAAUAAAGAUGGUACCAUGAAGAUCGAGGCACAUGAACUGCCGCAAUUUCUCACAACAUGUCCCUCUACUCAUGAAUAUUUAGUGCAAAACUUACUUUCAGGGUAUCUGGACCAUGCACCUACUUGGGACGUGUAUAUCAACCCGGAACCCAUUGUGGUAUCGCCGUUCACUACUUUCAAAACUACAAAAAGAGACCAUUACAACAAAGCAAGAGAAAACAUGGAAGUCUUGAAACUUAGCGUUCAAGAUCCAAGACCAAAAUCUGAAGUGUUGGUGUAUAAUGACUUGUAUCAGUUGAUGGAGGGGUCCAUCACAAAUGUCGCUGUAAAAUCGAAGCCAACUGAAAACUCAAACGCCUUCAGAUACACUACGCCGUACUUAUCAUCGGGAUGUCUAUGCGGCGUCACCAGGUAUUUCUUGCUCAGGAAAGGUUUGUUGCAAGAGGACUCCAUAGAUGUAAGAGAUCUGUCUGUGGGUGAUGAGAUCUUGCUGUUCAAUGGUAUCAUCGGUUGUGUUAAAGGUGUCAUUAGAAACUCUGUGGAUUUUUCGAAUACCUAA
This is a messenger RNA of Kluyveromyces lactis, 1218 nucleotides long. It is a transcript of the gene ABZ2, whose product is annotated as aminodeoxychorismate lyase ABZ2. The record is from RefSeq and is a predicted model, not a curated record. The coding region runs from base 1 to 1218 and encodes 405 amino acids. Gene Ontology annotation, molecular function: catalytic activity. The transcript has a single exon. Lineage: Eukaryota; Fungi; Ascomycota; Saccharomycetes; Saccharomycetales; Saccharomycetaceae.